Molecule: messenger RNA, 995 nt
Organism: Spizellomyces punctatus DAOM BR117
Lineage: Eukaryota; Fungi; Chytridiomycota; Chytridiomycetes; Spizellomycetales; Spizellomycetaceae
Product: adenylate kinase 1
Exons: 5
Coding region: 79-771 (230 amino acids)
Biological process (GO): ADP biosynthetic process
Cellular component (GO): mitochondrion; cytoplasm
Molecular function (GO): AMP kinase activity; ATP binding
Source: RefSeq, a predicted model, not a curated record
AAAACGGCAACUUGGAAGUUUUUGACCUCUACCAUCUGCCGUCGAUACCCCCUACUUUCUAAUUGCUAAUACGCAAUCAUGGGUGCUUCUCAAUCGUCUGUAGCGCCGGAAAAGAAGGACCUGCGCAUGGUCAUCAUGGGUCCCCCCGGCGCGGGCAAAGGCACUCAAGCUCCACGUAUCAAGGAGGAAUUCUGCAUUUGUCACCUCGCCACUGGCGAUAUGCUUCGUGCCGCUGUAAGAGCAGGAACUCAGAUUGGCAAGGAAGCAAAGAAGGUCAUGGACGCUGGUGGCCUUGUCAGCGAUGAAAUCAUGGUCAACUUGAUCCGUGAGAAUCUCGACACCAACCCAGAAUGCAAAAAGGGUUUCAUUUUGGAUGGGUUCCCUCGUACAGUUGUGCAGGCUGAGAAGCUGGACGAGAUGCUUGAGGCCAGAAGCAAGCCUCUCCAAGCUGCUGUCGAGCUUCAAAUCGAUGACAGUCUUCUUGUCUCUAGGAUUACUGGACGUUUGAUUCACCCUGCUAGUGGGAGAAGUUACCACCUGAAGUUUAACCCACCAAAGGUUCCGGGUAAGGAUGAUAUUACCGGUGAGCCUUUGAUCCAGCGAUCGGACGACAACGCCGCCACCCUUGUGAAGCGUUUGGAAAGCUACCACCAGCAGACGCAGCCUGUUGCCGAUUAUUACAAACGCAAGGGCAUUUGGUACGGCGUCGACGCGGCCCAAUCUCCUACAGCAGUCUGGGCAAGUCUUUCCGCUAUCUUCCAAAAGAUCUAAGGGGAGCGCCUCCGCCACCUUAGGACAUCAAUUCGAUAUUUAUGGCUUUAGUUGCGUACCGGUCGUAGGCGGACGUGGAGUCGUUAGCAUGGCAUAUGUAGCGUUCCUAGAUACCUAAUGUUUUUACGCCUCUGAAUGCUGCUAAUACGCAACGGUACUAUUUACACUAUCUAUGGCUUGAUCUAAGAAUUAUUAAUACGUAAUUAGGUUUCUAUUCUCUCCAA